UGAGAGCUCACAAGACAUCAACGCAAGAAUCAGUCUGUCUGAGAAUCAGUCAGUGUUAUGAAUCUAACGCUCAGUAGCGUGUUAUGAAGUCCAAUGUUCUGGCUGACUUUAAUCCUGGUCCUGCUGCACCUCACCCGGGGAAAAAGUCCAUGUUUCGGCCGGUCUCUGGGGAUCAGCCCAUGCAGGACUCAGUUCUUCAAACGGGAGGGUUUCACGUUAUACUGCGGAGCUGAUGAGCGUAUAAUGACUAACUCUAAAUCAGUUACUUGCUCUCAGAAGAGCCAUGAAUGUAAUAUUACACUGGCAGGAGAACAUAACAGCGGUUCUUACUGGUGUGGCUCUAACUCUGGAGAACGAGGGGAAGUGGUCAACAUCACAGUGACUGCGGGGUCUGUGAUCCUAGAGAGUCCUGUCCACCCUGUACCAGAAGGAAGUCCCGUGACACUUCGCUGCCUGAUGUCCCACAAGUCCAGUAAAAAGCUGGUUGUUGUGACCCGGAUGAACCAGUCCUGUACCUUCUCCAGAGAUGGGCGGUCCAUUGGGGUCGGUUUGACGGGAGAGAUGAGUUUUGCUGCUGUCAACAGAUCUCAUGAAGGCCUCUACACGUGUACCUUCUCUGGUGUUGAGUCUCCAGGGAGCUGGCUGGCUGUCAGAGGUGAUCUCCUUUCCUCAGCGACCUCCUCCACCGAACCCCCCCCCCCCCACCAAUCACCACCUGCUCCUCCCAUUGGUCUACGCUGGACCGCCCCUCCUCCUGAUGGUUCUUCUGGGAAUAGUCGGAGGAUGCUGCUGGAGAAGGAGUCGCAAAGAAGCCGAAGAAGCUGCCUCAGAGGAUGAGGGUCAUGCGGAUGUAGUCCAAAAUAAGACAAAGAAGAAAGAGCGAGAUAGGUCAGACUGCGAGGCUACAUGUAGUUACGGAGAAAGUCUGCAACCCCAGCCCAUCAGAAUACAAGAUCCGCCUCUCUACAGUCUCCUGGGUUCCAACAGAUCGUUGCAGUCUGUUGCGGACAGAAAAUGUGAACAAUUGUAAUAGCUCCCUGAUAAAAAAAUGUAAACGAUGAGAAGAUCUGUCCGUCCACAUGCUCGAACAAAUUCUAAAUAACUAAUCGUCCCUUUUGUUUGAUUCUUACCAUAUACUGCUUUUAGUUUGGAUCUUUAGUGUAAAACAUGGGGUUGAAGAUCCACUUGAGUUCACUGUGGUACCUGUGGUGCGGUUUGCCAUUUGCCUGUGGUAACGACACAUGAGAUAAACAUCUAAGGUUGUCAUAAGAUUUAUCUAGUUUAGAUUGAUGUGUUUUAGUUAGUCUUAUCAGGUGUCUGACUACUUUGAUGAUGGUUGAACUGUAAAAUAAAGAAGACAUUUUGUCAGAUGUGGGUUGUUGUGCUUUCUACGUCAGUGGUUCUCAACCUUUCUGGGGCUGCUGAGGCCAACCAUGACCCCAACAAGACAUUCCAGGCUCACCAACUUUAAGUUGUAGGGAAUGAUUAUUAAGAUGCAAUCAAACACGUUGUUACUAGGAUAUCCUAUCAGCAAUAUUUGCAAUAUUUCACCAAAUGCGGAUUAUCCAGAACAAGUAAAAUUCAUACAGGCUCAUAGAUACUGCAUAUUGCAGGCAAUUGUAUAUUUGUCAAAAAUAUACAAUUGAGUGGACAAUGUGAUGAGGUGGCAUUUCCCUGUCCACCAGCGUACAUUUUCUCACUGGUUUAGAGUCACUGCUCUAUUUGAGAAACACAUUUAGGGCGGUCUGUAUAGCGUCUGUUACAGGCUAGUCGGUGGCCUACUUAGUGUCUAAAACGGAACUACAGAAAACUUGUGGGAUGGUGAGAAAGAGGUCGUCUGUAUGUGGUUACGUACCGGUGCAGGUCCUUCUGCACCGGCGACAACAGCACCCAGGGUGUCUGAACAACUCACCACAAUGUUCCAGUUGAGCUGUGUUGACUGCUUAGUAUCUGCAAUGAAUCCGUAUUCAAACAGACACUGUAUUGGGUAAUGUAAUGUACUUUAAAUAUCGGUAGAUACCAUAUUAGGUAUCUAAUGUACUGUCGGUAUCAGUCCAGAC
Gadus chalcogrammus (walleye pollock) is the source of this 2060-nucleotide messenger RNA. Its product is annotated as high affinity immunoglobulin gamma Fc receptor I-like. Gene Ontology annotation, biological process: cell surface receptor signaling pathway. NCBI's taxonomy places the organism in Eukaryota, Metazoa, Chordata, Actinopteri, Gadiformes, Gadidae. The transcript has 8 exons. The record is from RefSeq and is a predicted model, not a curated record. Bases 94 to 837 code for a protein of 247 amino acids. Gene Ontology annotation, molecular function: transmembrane signaling receptor activity.